ACUUCUCUGGUUCCCCCGGUCGUACUUCUGUUCACCCUCUCAGUUUUUGGGAAACGACUCAUCUGUUGAAAUCCAGCGUUUUUUAACGGGAACUGUCAACGAACGGACACCGACCCACCGAAUCAACUAUCGCGAGGACCAAGGGCAGUGCGAGAAGAACGGGUCCAGGCAAAAGGCAUAGCAAUAUUCAUAUUUAGCAACAACAACAACAAUCUUUACGGAGAAUGAUUAUUCCGUUAUGUAGACUGAAAGAAUGAUGAAAUGUGUGCCAUGUUUUAUCACAAAGACACGGAUGAAACCAGUGGACUGUGAUGUACAGGAUGUGGUCACGCUUCUCUGGAUGUAUGACAGACGGUGAAGAAGGGGCAGACUUCGUAAAUCCCACACAUCUAACCACCUCUACUCAUCCAUCUACUGGCUGUCUGAAUCCAGUAUUUUCUUAUUGAAAAGAUAAAGUAUUUAAAUUCACAAAAUAAUGUAGCAAAAGCUUAGCCUUGGAGAUAUUUGACCUCUUUUAACCCCAUCUUCCAUGGGUCCGGUGCAUUUUAUGUCUUCAUUUUGGAUGGGGCUGUGCACAACACUUCAAUUCACACUCAUUUGUAAAUUAUUAGACCAAUGUGCCGUGUUUGCCCCCAGUCAGUUAUCCCAGCUGUGCAAUCACUUCAGCUCUCUGUUGUAUGUUUGAAGUGAUUUGAUAGACCAUCAAGUCAAUCAGAAUGAACGGCUCUCUAUUAACCCCGCCCAGCCCGCGGGCGGCAAACUCCUCCCCUUUACCUCCCUCACCCUCCCCAUCUCCAUCCCCUCCAUCUCCCUCUUUGCUGCCCCUUUCCCCUCGGCCACCCCCUCUACCCCCUUUGGUGAGCCCUCCACCCCAGGCUCACCCGUCUUCCCUGUCAGACACCCCCACACCGUCCCCCUCGCCUUGCCUGAGCUGGACCGAAUUCUGUGAGCUCCAUGCCCGCGUUGCAGCCGGUGACUUUGCACGCCACUUUCGAGCUUUUCUCCUGGAAAACCCCCACUACUCCCCAGAUUCAGCGGCCGCCUUCUGCCGGCGCUUCACCGACCGCUUUGUUCGUCACUUUCAAAGUGAGCUGGAGGGGGCGCUCCCGCAGAGCUGUGCUUCUGGGAGGGAUGACAUGGCGAGCUGGGCUCCCCAGUCAGAUGCUACUUCCCUGGAAGAGGAAGCAGUGUCUCCCCUGUCAACGUCUGGGGGAGCUGUCCUCCCAUGUCCACCAACUAACACGACACGGGCCUUAUCCAAGCCUGCACCGGCACGGCUGGUGUUGGAAAACCGCAGUGGGGACAGGUUUCAAGAUUCUUAUGCCCACAGCCAAGUCCUGCCUCCAUCUUCAUCAUCGUCAUGUUGCUCCUCAGUCGGAGGGAACAACGGGAGGCGUGAGGAGAGGGGGGCUAUGAUUGCCCCUGGGAAUGGGGAAGCACCGGUUGAGGAAGAGGAGGACAGCUGGUUAGGGGUAGCAUCUGUGGGGGAAGACGUUGAGCCAGAAGAGCAGGAAGCAGAGUCUGCAGAGGUGGACAGUGCUGACCCCUCCUACACUCCUCAGAUUCCACCUUCCUCUUCCUCGGUCACUCCUCCACCUGACUCCAAAGGUAACAGUACGCCCAACUCCUCCAAAAACAAACUGAAGAAGCGCUUUUCUCUGCGGAGUGUGGGUCGUAGUGUACGGGGGAGUGUCCGAGGCAUCCUGCACUGGCGAAGCUCCUCCAGUGACUCAGCCCAGAGCCAGAUGCCCUCUAGUUACAGCUAUACUAUGGGUGUGCAGGACGCCACCUUGGUUUCAACCUCAAAGAGGAACUCUGGUACACAGCCUCCUACACCCACCUCCUCCAUGCCUGUAUCCCUGUCCAUGCCUCUCUCCCUUCCCCACUCCUCCUCCUCCUCGCUGCCCCCCUCAUCUUCAAGCAGCGCCACCUCUCUGUCUCUUUCGGAGGCUGCCCGAGAUAGGCGGCGGAGCAAUGGCGAAGGAGGUGAGAAGGAGAAAUGGAGCCAUCGUCUGGAGAAACUCAGACUGUCACGAUCACCUCCUCCUGUCCUCACCCCGACCACUGCAGGCCCUCACUCCGCCUCCUCCACGCUGCCUCCGAGCAGUGCUGCUGCUGCCAACAUGGGACCUCCAAGGAAGGUGGGCCGGUUGGUGCGUGAGGGUGGGGUGACCGUUAGCUCAUCCAGCGAUGAGUUGAGCGGAAGCCUUGGCUUCUCUGGCUUCUCGUUCGGUCUACUGCAUCACAGUACGGACAACAACAAUGCUGCCUCAGCUUCAUCUGCUGCAGCUCAAGCAGGUCCAGUGCAGCCUCUGGCCAGCGGAGGGAAUGUGCCCUGGAGAGGAGGACGCUGGCAUAAGUGUCGGCUGGUCCUCAGAGAAAGGGACAGAGAAGGUGGUGAGCGGGGAGAGGAGUACUACUUGGAAUUCUUCAUUCCACCUAAAUCAUCGAAGCCCCGGCUGACUGUCCCUUGCUGCUCAAUCGUGGAUGUGAGGAGCACCACAGCGCUAGAGGUGCCUGAUAAGGAGAACACCUUUCUGCUGCAGCUGGAAGGGUCGGCACAGUACGUGAUCGAGACACGUGAUGCUGUACAGAUGAGAGCCUGGCUGAGUGACAUCAGGAACGGCAUCUGUCUCAGUGAACAGGAGGAUGCUGAAGGUGUGUGUGUGGGGCCAUUGGACAUCAGUGGGACGCCUGAGAUUGUUGACCGUCUUUCACAAGUGUGUUAUGGAGGUAUUGGAGGCUCCUCACCUCUGAUGGAUCCUCUUCCACCCGAGCUACCACCUCGAGCCCCUCUCGACGAACCAGACAGUCGGAUUCUUGGUGGAGGUGGAGCUAGUCUGGGCACACCUUUUGCCGAGACGCCAGACGCCACAGGGUCCUUCCUGUUCUCGGAGGUGACCACUGCAGAGGCAGUAGAGCACCCACUCAGUGAGUGUCAGUGGUUCCACGGCACCCUGUCCCGUCUCAAAGCUGCUCAGCUGGUGUUGGCCGGAGGCCCGGCGAGCCACGGUGUCUUCCUGGUUCGCCAGAGCGAGACAAGGCGUGGAGAAUAUGUCCUCACCUUUAACUUUCAGGGCAAGGCCAAGCACCUUCGUCUGUCCCUGAAUGAGGACGGUCAGUGCAGAGUGCAGCACCUUUGGUUCCAGUCCAUCUUUGAUAUGUUGGAGCACUUCCGGGUGCACCCGAUCCCCCUGGAGUCCGGCGGCGCAUCAGACGUCACACUCAUCAGCUUUGUGGGUGCCACCGCUGUUCGACAGCCAGACUUGACCAGCAGACCCCGUAGCCCACCUCAGCCUCCUCCACUGCCGCCAGGCCGGCCGCCGCCCCCAACUCCUCCCCAGGAGAGAGGAAACGAGAUGGAGGCAGGAGGAGUAGGUGGAGGAGGUGGAGGAGGAGGCGCGCCAGUGGUGACGAUGGCGACGACAGGAGGAGGAGCUGGAGGAGGAGGAAGCGGAGGCAGCGGGGGUGGUAGCGGAGGAGGAGUGGAGGACUGGGAGGAGAGGGACAGGGACACUCCCCUCCGCCAACUAGAAGCUGUGGAGGGAGAAGAGAGGGACGGAGCGAGGGCGCCCCGUGCCAUCGACAACCAAUACUCCUUCUUCUGAUGAAGGGAAGACCAGGAGGGGGAGGAGGAGUGUGUAUGUGUGUUUAUGUUUGAGUGUGUGUGUGUGUGUGAGCAAAUGUGAGAUUGGAUGAGGCGGCGUACAUCAUAGCCAUUCAUAACCAGUAUUUUUCUUUUGUUAGCAAGGUGGAGAAGAGGAGGAGGAGGAGGUGUAAAAGUACUAACACUAUACGAGAGAGAGAGAAGACUAAGCAGAUGGAGAGACGGGUGAGAGCAGCUUUACAACACUAACUAUAGCGGUACAUUUAUUUUAUUUUUUUAGUCAGAUAAGCUUUGUUUUUGCCGGUACGACUCACAGCAGCAGGCUCUUUCUCGUACGUGAACAGCAUUGAGAGCUCGAGCGCUGUGAAGCCAGCAGUCCUGAUACCUCACAGUGGUCCUGCCAAGACAGCACACGCUAGCCAGAGGCCAAACAUACUCUACAGACACCUGUACUGUGGCAGGUAGACCCAAAACUUUUACUCUUACUGCUACAGAGUCCACGUCUCAGCAACCUCUAUUUAAAAGAUUAUAUUGUUUCAAAGGUUCUACAUGUAGCUUAUUAACAUCAAUACAUGGUUAUGCUCGUUUGAUUGGAAGAACUACAAGGCCAAACAGAAAUGUGAAUUUUGAAUAAACACAAUGUAUGGUUGAAUGUAAAAUAAUAAUAAGAACACUAAUGUCGAUUUAGGUCUUAGACUGUACAUAAAGAUGGAUUACGUGUCUCCACUUAACUCCACUGUACAAACAUAAAGCCAGAAUAUUCUGCCAUCUUGCGCUGAUGAUGUCAUUUGGAGCCAGAGUCUGCGCAGUAGCGAUCUCCGCCGUGUCGUGUUACCACCCAAACACCUGUCCGACCAAUUGUGGAUCAAAUUGAUUGAUUGAACACCAAUUGGCGCACACAGCUGUCAAUUGUGAUGUCAAACGCCGUUUUUAUAGCAUCAAAUAACUAAUUAAAACCAAAAUUUUCCAAAAAACAAACACUUGAACAUACAUCAGUAUAAACAUCAUAAAAACUACCUAAGAUUACAGAAACCAUGGGAAAAAAGUCAUUUGAGGUGUACCUUGAAGUUUAAAGGGAUAGGGCACCCAAAAAUGAAAAUUUAGCCAUUUUCUACUCGCCCACGGGCAGGGUGUAUGACCUAUAUUGUGGUGAUCAAGAUGUUUUGGCUUCAUUUCGCGGGAACUGUCACAUUGUCCAUCUUUUUUUAUACAGUCUGUGAUUUAAAUAUGUUUUCAUUUAUCACGCAAAAAAUAGUUGUUGGAUCCAGAUUGUGAAAUGUGAGAAUUUGCUGCUUCUCUUUGAUUUACUUGAUUGUAAAUUUAAUAUCUUUCGACUUUUGUUUCAGAUAAAAUGUUUUGAAGGCCACACCUACAGCUCUUAGAAAUUUCGAACAACAUUUUAAGAUAAAAUAAGUCUUGGAACCCAUUGGCUAUUGUCUGACGAUGACAAAGCCUCUGGAAGUGAUGGCCAGUAUUUCGGGCUGAUUCGUAGUAGCCAGCGGAUAUUGGGGCUAACAUUUCUUCCUUAGUGCUCUAGUCGUUUCGGCUAAUCUCUAAAAAACAAAUAUCUGCAUAUGAACGCUGCCAAUUUUUUGAAAAAGCUAACAUUAACCUAACUCGUUGUUAAAUGAUAGCCGAUGGGUUCCAAGAUAGCAUUUUGGCCAAUGCGUUCUGCCUCUCCAUAAGGACUGUUUACCUUUUGUUAAAACAUGAUUGGUCAAUACUACUCGGACUACAAACAGAGUACAACUGAAACCAGAACACUUCCGACACUAGACUAUUUUUCCAUCACCUGCAGAUUCUGCAUGCAUAUGCAGACAUCUGUUUAAAGAGAUUAGGAUAUGGUAAACCUCUAUUAAUCACCAAAGGGGAAAUCCAGCUUUUGCAGUGGCACAAAGACAGCAAUAGUACAUAUAGAUUAAGUAAAAGAAUGACUAAAUAGAGAUAUAUAAACCUAAACAAGCAGAAAACAUUUGGAGCAAGAAAUUGCAAGUUCAAGUGACUUGUGUGUGUGUGUGUGUGUGUGUGUGUGUGUGUGUGUGUGUGUGUGUGUGUGUGUGUGUGUGUGUGUGUGUGUG
Molecule: messenger RNA, 5685 nt
Organism: Epinephelus fuscoguttatus (brown-marbled grouper)
Lineage: Eukaryota; Metazoa; Chordata; Actinopteri; Perciformes; Serranidae
Gene: sh2b1
Product: SH2B adaptor protein 1
Exons: 9
Coding region: 717-3608 (963 amino acids)
Biological process (GO): intracellular signal transduction
Cellular component (GO): plasma membrane
Molecular function (GO): transmembrane receptor protein tyrosine kinase adaptor activity
Source: RefSeq, a predicted model, not a curated record